AUGCCUCCACCGGCGGCGACUACUCGGCGGCGCAAUCCAAGGGGACGAGCCAGGAAAUCCCCCGCGCUCCACCUCUCGGAGUUCCACUGCAUGCCGGAGCCGGUGGAGGCGUGGGAGCGGGACUGGGCGGAGCUGCCCGCGGACUCGAUCUCCUGCGUCCUCCACAAGCUGAGCCUCCCGGAGCUCCUGCUGGGCGGCGCGGCGGAAGUGUGCCGUUCAUGGCGACGCGCCGCGCGGGAGGAGCCCGAGCUCUGGCGGCGCAUCGACGUGAGCCAUCUUCCCGACGUCCCGCCCUUCACCCGGCAGGCUACUCUCGAGAAUGUCAUGAGGGCCGCCUUGCGUCUUAGCGCGGGGCAGUGCCAUACCUUCUUGGGCGCGCACCUGGACGAUGGCCUCUUCAUGCUGCUCGCCAAGCAGGCGCCUUUGCUGAAGAGACUUGAACUGACCAGGUGUUGUCCUAUCUCCAGCGGAGGAUUUGCCGACGCAAUAAAGAAGCUCCAUCUGCUUGAGGAGCUCCAGCUGUAUCACUGCUUACACGAUGAAGCGUGCCCGUGCCUGAAAAGCUUCAGGCUUGUCCGGCAAAGGCCUUGCUCCUAUCGUUUUAACAAGCGUACUGAUGAUCGAGAGGCCUUUGCAAUCGCAAAGAUGCACCGACUACGUUCCUUGAAGCUCGUCCAUGGUAAUCUCAGCAACCAAGGCCUGGCAGCUAUCAUCGACAACUGCCCCCACCUAGAGUACCUUACCAUACGGGAUUGCUGCAACGUCAGGAUGGAUGCUAACCUAACAGCCAAGUGCGCCCGGAUCAGAGUGGACUACCACGAGUACUUCCCGUCAUAUGAACUUUGUAAAUGUUGUUUCUUUUCCCCAAUUUAUGCGUUCAAUGAUGAUGGCUACCCCUAUGAUGACGAUGAACCCGACGAUUACCAUGAUCUUUCUCUUUAUUCCUACCUGGGUGACGAGAUUGAUGGCACCGAUUGUGAGGAGCAUGAAAGGAUCCUAGACGUCAAGAGCAUGCGUAGGUACUUGAGCUAAUGUACUAGUGUUGCUUUAGAUGUUCUGAUAUUUUGUUGUGUCAUUCCGGCCACAACUUUUCUUAAAGAGGAUCAACUU
Messenger RNA from Lolium rigidum, 1110 nucleotides. RefSeq names its product putative F-box/LRR-repeat protein 22. The transcript has 2 exons. The record is from RefSeq and is a predicted model, not a curated record. The coding region runs from base 1 to 1032 and encodes 343 amino acids. NCBI's taxonomy places the organism in Eukaryota, Viridiplantae, Streptophyta, Magnoliopsida, Poales, Poaceae. Gene Ontology annotation, molecular function: protein binding.